Messenger RNA from Penicillium maclennaniae, 1596 nucleotides. Its product is annotated as MDR family MFS transporter. Gene Ontology annotation, biological process: transmembrane transport. Gene Ontology annotation, molecular function: transmembrane transporter activity. The record is from RefSeq and is a predicted model, not a curated record. Lineage: Eukaryota; Fungi; Ascomycota; Eurotiomycetes; Eurotiales; Aspergillaceae. Bases 1 to 1596 code for a protein of 531 amino acids. The transcript has 3 exons.
AUGACAGCAAAGGAGUCAAAUACGAUGACCGAGUCUAGAACUCUGUCCGAGUCUUCCACCGUCGAAGCUCCGGGACAAGAUGUCGAGAAAGAUGUCCAGGCUGUUUCUAAAGAGCCAGAGUAUCCUCCUCUGUCCAAGGUGAUCAUCAUCAUUUUGGCUCUCUACCUCGCCGUGUUCUUGGUCGCCCUUGACCAGACUAUCAUUGGUGUCGCGAUCCCUAAGAUUACCGAUCAAUUCAAGAGCAUUUCGGAUAUUGCCUGGUAUGGAAGUGCAUACUUUCUGACCUCGACUGCUUUGCAACCCUCCUAUGGUAGAAUCUACAAGAUCUUUAGUGUGAAAUGGGGCUUCCUCGUCGCUGUUGCCAUCUUCGAGAUCGGCUCGCUACUCUGCGCCGUCGCACCAUCCAGCACAGUCCUCAUAGUCGGACGUGCCAUUGCUGGAAUCGGUGUCGCGGGUAUCUUCUCCGGUGCUAUGGUGAUUAUUGCAGCUACCGUCCCUCUCCCAAAACGUCCCCUCGUCUUUGGUAUGUGGUGCUUCUAUAUUAACCUGCCAAUUGGCGGUCUUUCCAUCGGUGUCAUCUUGCUCUUCCUGCGCCUCCCUGAUAAGAAGGCUCACUCUGGAGAGUCUGUUAUUACGCGGAUCAAGCAAUUAGAUCUCAUCGGAGCGGGUCUGCUAAUUCCUGCCAUCAUUUGCCUGCUGCUUGCUCUUCAGUGGGGAGGAAAUCAGUAUGCCUGGAAUAAUUCGCGGAUCAUAGGCCUCUUUGUUGGAUUCGGUCUUAUGGUCAUCCUCUUUGCAGUAUCGCAGAUCUAUCUUGGUGAUCAGGCCACCCUCCCUCCCCCAAUCCUGAAGAAGCGCACCGUUUUGUCUGCGUGCAUGUUCGCACUGUUCUUCGGUGGUGCUUUCUUUGUUCUUGUUUAUUACGUCCCAAUCUUUUUCCAGAGUGUCAAAGGCUCCUCAGCUAUGAAGUCAGGUAUCCAGCUUCUUCCGCUGAUGCUGGCUACUGUCGUCUCUUCUGUUGUCUUUGGUGGCUUGAUUACCAUUGCCGGAUACUAUACGCCCUUUUUGAUCGGAAGUGUCGCCAUCGCCGCCAUCGGCACAGGUCUUAUCACCAUGUUCGACGUCGAUAUUUCCACCGGAAAGUGGAUCGGCUACCAAAUUGUCGUCGGUGCCGGCGUCGGCGCUGGUUUCCAGGUCCCUAUGACCGCUGUCCAGACUGUUCUUGACCCUUCUGAUAUCCCGGUCGGAACAGCCAUGGUCAUGUUCUUCCAGACUCUUGGUGGAGCUCUGUUCAUCGCGGUUGCUCAGUCAGUCUUCCAGAACGGAUUGAUCGAUGGCAUCAAAACGUAUGCCCCUGGUGUCAGCCCCGCCGCAAUCGUCGGUGCUGGUGCGACCGAGAUGCGCACCGUGCUUGGACAACUUGGACAGCUUGACCAGGUGGAUGGUGUCAUCAAGGCCUAUAUGAGCGGUUUGCGUGAUAGUUACCGUGUCAGUUUGGCGCUCAUGGUGGCCGCAUUCGUGGCGAGUCUUUUCCUAGAGUGGAAGAGUGUGAAAAAAGCAGGUGCCGAGAACAAGGAGGUUGUUGUUCCGGCUCUGUGA